Messenger RNA from Rhagoletis pomonella (apple maggot), 702 nucleotides. RefSeq names its product general odorant-binding protein 56a-like. The coding region runs from base 64 to 561 and encodes 165 amino acids. Gene Ontology annotation, biological process: sensory perception of smell. NCBI's taxonomy places the organism in Eukaryota, Metazoa, Arthropoda, Insecta, Diptera, Tephritidae. The transcript has a single exon. Gene Ontology annotation, molecular function: odorant binding. The record is from RefSeq and is a predicted model, not a curated record.
AUACAAAGUAAAUAUUACAGUCAUCUAUUAAACACUAUUCAGUAAGCCACAAAUCCAGCGAAUAUGAAAUCAACUACCAGCUAUUGCAUCCUAGUCGCAGUCCUGUUCUGCCUUUGUGUCUCGAAUACAGAAGCCUUCGGUCGCAAAGCUAAGAAACUCAAUCCGGAGUUGGAGGCGAAAUUCGAUGUGCUGACCGCUUGGAUUGCUUAUCGUCUCAACUUGAAGCAUGCCAAGGAAGCUUGUAUAGGCGAAUAUGGUUUCACUGAUGAGCUAGCCACCAGCCUAGUAAAAGUACAAGUGGCGAACCCCAGCGACCGUGAGAAGUGCUAUGUCAACUGCCUCUAUACGAAAUUGGUCUUCUACAACAACAAUCAAAUUAAUACGCAAGCAAUGAAGGAAUCCUUGAUUGAAAUUGUGGGUGAAGAACGUUUAUUGCAGAUCGUUAAUUCGUGUUUGAAUGCUGGAGGCGCUAAUGACUGUGAUAAGGUGUAUAAGUUCCAUGCUUGUGCCUCGCCCGAAUUCGAUAAGGUCCGUGGAGACAUCUUCCAACCUGAUGAAUAAACUUUUUAUUUUUAAAGUAAAAACAUUUAUUUAAAAUAUAUUAGUUUAAGUUUUUUUAUACGGAAAUUGUCAAUCACAAACAGUAUUCUAGUUUGGAUUUGAAGACACAAAUAAACAUCUAGAUUUUGGCUGACAAAAAUG